Messenger RNA from Leopardus geoffroyi (Geoffroy's cat), 2527 nucleotides. It is a transcript of the gene KCTD7, whose product is annotated as potassium channel tetramerization domain containing 7. Gene Ontology annotation, biological process: protein homooligomerization. NCBI's taxonomy places the organism in Eukaryota, Metazoa, Chordata, Mammalia, Carnivora, Felidae. The transcript has 5 exons. The coding region runs from base 233 to 1102 and encodes 289 amino acids. The record is from RefSeq and is a predicted model, not a curated record. Gene Ontology annotation, molecular function: protein binding.
CGGCCGGGUCAGGCCGGUGGCCCUGCGGUCCGCGCGGUGGUCCGUGAGCCCGUUGGCGUUGAGGGAGUGGCCGCCCUCCCGCUCUCGCGCGCUGCGCUCUCCACCCCCCCACCCCGCCCCCGGGCCCGCCCGUCGGCCGCGUCGCGUCAUGUCGGGCGCUGCUCGGCGCUAGUGCCCGGGGCCGCCGCCUCCCGCCCGCCCGAAGCCGCGCCCACUGUCCAGAGCCAGAGGGAUGGUGGUAGUCACGGGGCGGGAGCCAGACAGCCGUCGCCCGGACGGUGCCAUGUCCAGCUCCGACGCCGAAGACGACUUUCUGGAGCCGGCCACCCCGACGGCCACGCAGGCGGGGCACGCGCUGCCCCUGCUGCCCCAGGAGUUUCCUGAGGUUGUUCCCCUUAACAUUGGAGGGGCUCACUUCACCACACGCCUGUCUACCCUGCGGCGCUAUGAAGACACCAUGCUGGCGGCCAUGUUCAGCGGGCGACAUUACAUUCCCACAGACUCCGAGGGCCGGUACUUCAUUGACCGGGAUGGCACCCACUUUGGAGAUGUGCUGAAUUUCCUGCGCUCAGGGGACCUGCCACCCCGGGAGCGUGUACGGGCUGUGUACAAAGAGGCUCAGUACUAUGCCAUCGGGCCCCUCCUGGAGCAGCUAGAGAACAUGCAGCCUCUGAAGGGGGAGAAAGUGCGCCAGGCAUUUCUGGGACUCAUGCCUUAUUACAAAGACCACUUGGAGCGGAUUGUGGAGAUUGCCCGGCUGCGUGCAGUACAGCGGAAGGCCCGUUUUGCCAAGCUCAAGGUCUGUGUCUUCAAGGAGGAGAUGCCCAUCACCCCCUAUGAGUGUCCGCUUCUCAACUCCCUGCGCUUCGAGCGGAGUGAGAGUGAUGGGCAGCUCUUUGAGCACCACUGCGAAGUGGAUGUAUCUUUUGGGCCCUGGGAGGCUGUGGCUGAUGUUUAUGACCUACUGCACUGCCUGGUCACGGACCUCUCAGCCCAGGGCCUCACUGUGGACCAUCAGUGCAUCGGGGUGUGUGACAAGCACCUCAUCAACCACUACUACUGCAAGCGCCCCAUCUAUGAGUUCAAGAUCACAUGGUGGUAGGAGUGUGCCCACCCAGCGUAGGCUUUGCCCUCUUGUGUUGAGAGGUCUUCAGGGGAAGAAGAUACCACAGUUGCACGGUCACUCUGUGGCUAACAGCCAUGUCAGGUGGUUCUGAAAGAAAUCCCUCCUAUCAUGUCACCACUUCUUUCAAGGGCGAGAUAAAUGGCUCUAAGCUUAUGUAAGCCUUAGUGGUUAAGACCCUUACUUGAGGAAAAUGGGUAUAAGUUGCCCUUCCUCUGAAAGCAGAGUUUGACACCUUCCUGGCUAAUGAGUGUCCUCAUCAGGAUGCCCCAUGGAGUCACUUAAUGGAAUCACUUUCAUGGAAAGGUGAGUUCUGACAUGCUGGGUAGCUAUGCCACCCUCCAACUGCUUCCUUAAAUCUCUGAUUAUUCUGACUUUUAAACAAAAGCACUGCUGUAUUACCUGUGCCAAAUGUAUUCCCUGACCUAAUUACUGUGCGCACAAUCACAUAGUAAUGAUACACUAAUAAUACUUAAUAAGUUGGAAACUGAAGCUCAUGGAGACAUAAUUGCCUCAAGGGCAGAUAGCUAGUAAAUGGCCAAGUCAGGAUUCAAACCCAGGGCCCUUUUCGGAAAUCCUCACAGGUGUUCAACAGAGCCCUCCCUUCUUGUCAGUGGGACACUGACAGCAGAGCUCAGUGUCCCACCUCUGAGACUCAGGGCUUCACCCUGCUUCAGUCUGUGCAGAUUUUAAAAGCAAAUACUCUAGAAGUCAUAUUAGAAAACUUCCUUGGAUGCGUAGGUCUUAAGUAGUCCCUGAGUAUUAAGGAGCUAGCUGGGGUCCCCAGUGUGCCGCCCUUCUUAGUAAGGGGCACACGUUUGCUAGAUGGAGAAGGACCCUGCUCAUGGGCAAUGAGUGGAGGUCAGUAGUGGCUCUCUGGCUGGAUCCUGGGUAUGGCAGGAUGAUCCGGGACAGCUUGAGUUAAUCAGACUCUUGCAGCCUCCUGGCCCAACCACACAGAUGCAGCCUGAUCAUGUGGGGAGUGUGCCUGAGGCCGCGGCCCUCCUUCAGGGACCGCUGGCAUCAAGAGAAUAAUUGAAUGUGAGGCUCUUUAGUGUGGCUCGGGGGAUGCUGUGUGCCUGGCUUGGGACUUCCGACCCUUAGAUCUGGGUCUCAAUCCUGCCUAUUUGUUCCUUUGUCAUCAUUUUGAAGAUGAUCUCUUAGCUAGCUUUGGUUACCUUUCAUUUUGAUUUGCUUAACUUCUAGCAUGUUGCUCAAGCUUGUGUUCACUUACCUUUAACUUCCUGUCCUUUGACUCCUUACCAUUUUGUUUUUCCUUUCAUGUACUUUAUACCGUUCUCUAUUUUUUAAACAUAAUUUUAAACUUUAUUUCUAACAUAACUUUAAAAUAAAGUGCCUAUAUGAAUAGGAUGCCAAUGAGCAUCUUGUUCUGAGCAAGAGUAA